GGAGUUAGGAGUGGGUGUGGUUGUUGGGAUGUGGGGUCUGUAGAGGGAGGGCUGCGAGGGGUGAAAGUGUGUCCCUUCUGCAAUUGGCUGCGAGUCUAAAUGUCUCAUUAUGCGCCUCAUUGUUCCUUUGUUGGGAUGGGGAUAUAAAUGCACCCCUAAAGGGCUUCAGGGGACAGACCCCUGACAAGGACCAGACACAGCACAUCUCCUGCUGCACCUGCUGAACUAGCUGAGCUCUGACAGAACUGAGAGAGAGAGAGAGAGAGAGAGAGAGAUCACAAGAGCAUUCAGACUUCAGUGAACUGGGUGCUGAAAAUACAGUCAUUUUUAAUUUCGCUCAAACCUCUGCUACUUUUUCUGUUUCUUUUUUUAUGGUCAUUUUUUGAACUUUUUCAUCUGCCAAGAUGGAUUCUGAUGCUGGCUCCAACUCCAGCCGCUCCUCGUCUCCAGACCUGGUGGUGGAUGACUCCAUGGGCAGCUUCUUCUCCAACAAGAUGUUCCAGGCCUACUGCAGGGAGGAGGGGGCAGCCAGGGCUGCCGGCCAGGGCAGGUCUGACCGCUGUGCUGGAGGAGGCAAGAGCAAGAACCACAAUGACCUCAAGGAAGGCGAAGGGCAGGACCUGAGGCUAAAGGUGAACAGCAGGGAAAGGAAGAGAAUGCACGACCUGAACCAGGCCAUGGAUGGCCUGAGAGAGGUCAUGCCCUAUGCCCAGGGGCCUUCUGUCCGCAAGCUCUCCAAGAUCUCCACCCUACUGCUGGCCCGUAACUACAUCCUCAUGCUAUCCAGCUCCCUGGAAGAGAUGAAGAAGCUGGUGGGAGAUGUCUAUGGGGCCGGUGGUGCCCAGAGUCGCAACAGCCACCCCCGGAUCCCCCCUCCAGCUCCCACAACACACCUCCCACUGCACCCUCUAGCCCAGUCCCUUCUCACUGUGGGCAGCACAGCUUCAGGUCUCCACCACCCGUCACCUCCCCCAGCUCCAGCCCCACACUCACCUCCCUCUGCAAGCUACCUGGGCUUCCCCCAUGCAUCUGUACAGAGUCUGCUAAAGGACCCUCUCCAUCUUGCCUGCUCCUACAGGCACUUCCCUGGAAUGCCCUGUCCCUGCUCACUCUGCCAGCCUCUAACAACCACAUCCGGCCUGCACACCUUGGCAAUGGGCAAGUGAGUAGGAAACACCCAGGACUGAACUCUAGUUGAGGCCCGCCAGGUCAAAGCAGCUCAUCGCCAGUUGGUUGAACUGUGAAAAGCACUGGUUGCUCCAGGGAGCUGUACAUAUUUUGUAUAUAUCUUUUAUUAAGUAUGAUGCUGCUAUUUUCAUAAAAGACAUGCUUUGUUUAUAUUGAAAAGAUUUUAAUGCAUGCACAGGGACAGUUUCAGAAACACUUUCAGAUUACUUGAUUAUUCUUUGUACUUCAUAAUGUUGUUCUACAAAAACAUUUUUGUAUCUACCGACCAUGAUAGGUUGAUAUUACUAUUCAACGAUAGCUGAUAUUACUAUUCACUGAAAAUAAAUGGAAAGUGUAUGUCCUUCU
Molecule: messenger RNA, 1533 nt
Organism: Esox lucius (northern pike)
Lineage: Eukaryota; Metazoa; Chordata; Actinopteri; Esociformes; Esocidae
Gene: olig4
Product: oligodendrocyte transcription factor 4
Molecular function (GO): protein dimerization activity
Source: RefSeq, a predicted model, not a curated record